Molecule: messenger RNA, 282 nt
Organism: Macrosiphum euphorbiae (potato aphid)
Lineage: Eukaryota; Metazoa; Arthropoda; Insecta; Hemiptera; Aphididae
Source: the annotation of a GenBank genome assembly
AUGCCUAUGGCCGUGCCAUUAGCAAAUCAAACAUCCAGUUAUCGGUCAUCAACUGCCAAGUAUUUGCAAAAUGCAUAUUUUUUGCAUUUGUCGCAGUAUUUGUUACAAUAUUUCAGUUUUUAUUUUUUAAAUAAGAAUAUUGGAUUUCAUGGUCAAUCAAUCGAUCAAUACGGAACGCCUCGAACCUAUAGUAAAGUAAUUAUCUUAAGUCCCGAAGACAUCAAUGGUGUUUUAAAAAACGCUACCCAAGAUCCAACGCAGAAUGGCAGAAUGGUGUCAUGA